Molecule: messenger RNA, 9270 nt
Organism: Eriocheir sinensis (Chinese mitten crab)
Lineage: Eukaryota; Metazoa; Arthropoda; Malacostraca; Decapoda; Varunidae
Gene: Wsck
Product: putative inactive tyrosine-protein kinase Wsck
Exons: 5
Coding region: 442-2763 (773 amino acids)
Biological process (GO): axonogenesis; multicellular organism development; positive regulation of kinase activity
Cellular component (GO): signaling receptor complex
Molecular function (GO): ATP binding; protein binding; transmembrane receptor protein tyrosine kinase activity
Source: RefSeq, a predicted model, not a curated record
ACAGCACUGCCGGGGCGCGUGGGCCGGGAUAGGCAGUGCCGUCGCUGGCUCAUGGAGUGACUCAACAUCUCCGCUAUGAAUACCAAGCGACCAAAGCCUCAUUCUCAUUAAUAAUUUAAAUGAUGAGGAAAAUCCCUAAAUCAGCACUUGAAUUUGGGGCCCCGGUAGCAGGCUCGCCAACCUUACAAACACUCGACGUCCCUACACUGUGCAUCCCCGGAGGGUUUCAUUGAUGGAUACUCGAAAAACACGUUAGUGGUUGAUAUAUAUGUAGCACCAGUAUGAAGACAUUUUAUCAGGGGAGUGGUACAAGUGUCCAUGGCCACCAGUACAGCGCCGUGAGGUUGGCAGCGCCGUUGUUUGUGUCGCAGCCUCGCAGGAGGACAGGUGUGGCAGGACGUCAACAAGGGAGGAUGUGAGGGGCCCCACGCCGGACACAAGAUGUGGGGAAGCACAGGAGAAUGGCUUGUGGUGGUGAAGGCCUUGGUGGUGUGCCUGGGUCUUGGCUCUCUGGCCCAGGAAAGUCAGCCUAUUGGAUGCUACACAGAGGACACGUUUGGGGUGGACUUCACCUACCGCUCCAAGAACACCACCAACGGCAGCAGCAUCUCCGCCUGUGUGGCUGAGUGCAAGAAGAGCUACUUGAGAUUUGCUGGUCUGUUGAAUGGCACUCAGUGUCUUUGUGGGAAUACUUUGAGCAUUGAUAAGGCAGAGGGGUGUAACAUUCCCUGCGCAGAUGAGGCACUUGAUAUGUGUGGGGGGGCAGGAGUAAUGAGUGUGUACGAGACUGGCCACGGCAUCCUUGGUCCACCCCAGUCCCUGACGCAGGUGGACAGUGAUCCGUCCACACUACACAUCACCUGGGAACCUCCUGCUAAGGGUCUCGCCAAGAUACUGCAUUACAUUGUCAAUCUUACGCCACUCUUAACCUUCAGUGAGAGGGACCAGCUUCGGGUGGUCAGCUCGACCUACUCCGCACACACUCAGUCUGCCACCCUCAGGAACGUCCAGCCGGGCUCAAAGUACAUGGUGGAGGUCCUGGCCACUUCCUCCCAGGGCAAGGGCUACCCCAUGUCCCGGGAAAUGUGGACCAAGGUUGGGAAGCCUGAGACCCCUGCCAUGCCCCAAGUCAUCAGCCGCACCGCCAACACCAUUACCGUGCAGCUGGAGCCUGUCGUGGCCACCAACGGGCCCAUCACAGCGUACCAGGUGGUGGUCAAGGAUGAGACGGUGAGUUCCGAGCUGCAGCCGGAGUUCCUGGAUGACUACCACACAGCAGCCAAGAACAGCAUCCCGUACUACAUUGCCGCACAGCUGACGAAGGACGAGUUUGUGACGGUCUUCAAGGUCGGGGACGGGAAGCGCUAUGGCAAGUACUACAACGCCCCCUUGAAGGAAGGCAUUGACUACCACAUCCUCCUCGGCGUCGUCAGCACCAUCAACGACACCAAGACCGCUUACUCCACCUCCGGACAUGAGCAGCACGAAAGUUCGCACCUGCACGACUUCUCUGUUGGCAGCGGCGACUCCUCCGCAACAAGCGUCCAGUUGGCGCAGAACAGGAAGGUCAUUCUUGGCCUCUCCAUCGCCAUCGGGAUCUUUGGCUUCCUCCUCGUGGCCUCCAUCUUCGUCUACAUCGCCAUGAGGGUCAUCGUCAACAAGAACCGGAGAUCCUUGGAGAACCAGGAGCUUGCCGUCCAUGCCCAGCAGCCUCACCAGGACCUUGAGAAUGGGUACAGUGUGGCUGCCCAUUACGUGGACGAGGAGAUCCCGCCCGCCGACCACUACCGGCAGCUGAAGGAGAAGGUGUGGAUCAUCCCCCACCAGGGACUCAACAUCGUAGGGGACAUCGGUGCCGGCAAGUUUGGUGACGUGAGGAAGGGCGUGGUGAUCAACAAAGGGAACCAGAAAAACGUGUUGGUGCAUAGGAUAGAGGAUGACGGCUUGGGAGGGAACCGCAAGACCAUGAUGCUGCGGGAGUUUGACGCUCACGUACGCCUCGGCAGCCACCCACACAUCUUAGCGCUGGUGGGCCUGAUGGAGGAGUUCAAUGUCAUCUCCGUGGCCUUUGAGUACGAGACGUCCACCCUCAAGACCCAGCUGGUGGAGAGCCGAGCCGUCCAGCACUACCCCGUCUAUGCUGAGAAGAACAGGAGGUUUUCCACACUCGUCGAGACCCAGGAACUGCUGGAGAGAGAUCCUGUCACAGCAUCACAGGCCAUAGAGUUCCUGGUUGGUGUGGCGCAGGGCAUGGGCCACCUGACAGCCCUUGGGGUGAUGCACGGCCAGCUGUGUGCCAGAAACAUUGUGGUGGUGGACGGCACACGGCCCAAGAUCACCGGCUUCGGCCUCAUCCACUACCACAACGACCUGUAUGUGCCUGACUACCGGCGGUGGCACGCUGUUGAGACCCUCCGCAGCAAGGUAUCUGUCCCCAAGAGUGACGUAUGGUCCUUUGGCUGCCUCAUGUGGGAGGUGAGUACCCUGGGAGGAACGCCGUAUGCUGAUGUCCGCACGGAGGAGGUCGCUGGCAGGGUGAUGCGGGGCUUGCGCUUGCCUCAGCCCCAGUAUGUCGGGGAUGAGUUGUACCAGAUGAUGCUGAACUGCUGGCAGCACGACAUGGACGAGCGGCCAUCCUUCCCCGAGCUGGAGGCCGGCCUGAUGCAGCUGGUCGAGGAUGACGUCAUGCCUCACCUCCUUUUCUCUCUCUAUCCCUCAUUCCAGUAUGAACCUUACUCCCCUCACCUGGAAUUCCUUGACUAGACUCCCUUGCCUCAGUGUUUGUGUGGGUUUGUGGCUGCUUGAUUGUGUGUGUGUGUGUGUACAAGUAUGUGUGGAUACAUGAAUGAAAUUACCAUUUUACACAAUUCAUAACAAAAACUUGGUAUUAUUGUCUUGUGUCAAGUGAUAUGAAUGCACAUGUUUGGCACAAAAAGCUUUUAUGUAUAUGUGAAAGUAUAAGGUUUAAUCAAAACAUUCCAUAAUAUAUGACUGGAUCUGCUUUAUUCUGUUGCAUGGUCAAAUUAAUUAAUACAUUUUAUGAAUAUUUGCCUGCCUGUUGCAGUAUUUUAUGUAUUAUAAGUUGAUGUUUUGUAUAAUUUACGAAAGUAAUAAGACUAUACAAUAUUCUCUCAUUACAUGAAGUAUUCAUGUAUAAUGUGACAUGUCCGAUCAGCGCACACGGUGUUGGGCCUCGCUGUGCUCACGAGGCUGUGGCCCUCAACCCUGGCUGACUGAUGGUGAGCCUCACUUGAACGCAGUAUUGCUUUGUGUACUCAAGAGCCAUGCCAAGGGGGGCAAGGAUGGGGAGGGACAGUGUGUCGUGAGGGGUUAAAUCUUUUUCCAAACAUUCCACCCAGGAGUUGAACCUGGGCCGGGGCCCCAAGACUGGAAGAUGGACACAAGUGUUGAGCCAGAGGGAUCCCCGUGAUUUAUGGCCAUUUAGUCUUUAUCAGCACCUUGGGGCCAUUACAUGGCUUCCCUUCUCCCAUUUAGGUCAGUUUCUCUGUGCUUUGAUUUUAAUCAAGUCACUGCAAUCACAUUUCCUCUGGUAAUGAGACUAACCCCUCUGAUAGAUGUAGGCUAUCCAGUUUCUUCUCCCUUUACAUGGGGAAAUACAACACAAGAAUGGAUGCACUGCUGGCCACCAGGGUUGUUGGGGGUUCCAUUUCUCAAAACACAAGAGAUUUUGAUCCAAUUGUGAGAAUAAUUUUUUUCCAAACAUUCCAACCAGGAUUUGAACCUGGGCUGGGGUCCCCAGACAGAAAGCUGGCACUCGAGCACCGAGCCAAAAGGAUCCCCGUAUCGUAAGGCCUUUUGUAGUCUUUGUCCGUGUCUUGGAGCCUUACAAAUGAAGCCACUUGAAAUCUCAUAUUUUAUAAGGGCGACUAAGAAAUUGUGAUCUCAUGUUGUUCAAUGUUGGUCCAGGGGAAAGUCAUGGCUCUGUGUUGAGCAGGAAGGCCUCUCAUAAUCACAGUCAUUUUACUUUCCCGUCAGUCUUGGAAUGUCUUCGGUUGUAAUCUGUAACUGAUGGCAGCUUGAUACAGGUACAGAUUUGUGAUAUGGUAAUGACCAUCUACUUUAAAUAGAUUUUAUGCAGCUGUUUUGAAGAAGUCCAAAUGAAUCAAAGGAUUUAGUUUGUAGGGGAUUUUUGUUGUUUUUAAUGUAAGAUUUAUCCAUUUUUAUUCUCAAACUUAACUACAUUAGGUUCUCCUCAAGAUUUUGUUCCUGCAGUACACAAGUGUUAUAACUAGAUAGAAGUCACCUGAUGGCAGGAUAUUAAAAAAUUCAGUAUGAAAAUAUGUAAGCAUGGCAGUCAAGCAUUCAUUCUCCAUCCCUGAUAGAGAUUGUCGGUCAAUCAAACACUAAGCACCACGAAAAUUCAGGCUCACCACUUGGUGCAAAGCAAAACUCAGCAGUUGUCUCACUAGUGCAGGAGGAUGCUGUGUGAAUUUCCCGCAAAUUUGUCAGAAUAUUUGCAGCGAGGAACUGUGCCUGGCCCAAGUGUAGAAGGGGCUUUGUGGUGCAGUGGUUAGCACACUCGGCUUACAACAGAGAGAGCCCGGGUUUGAUUCCCGGGCGGAGUGGAAAAAUUUGGGCGGCGCCCCUGUCCACCCAGCAGUGAAUGGGUACCAGGUAUUAAUUGGGGGUUGUGUCCCAUCUCCUGGGGUCUGUUCCCUUCUCCUAUAAUUCCUUUCCCUUUUGUCUCUCUCCGGCAUAUGACCACAGAUGUUGCACCGACCAAACAAAACUUUCCAACUUUCCUUUCCCAAGUGUAAAAGAUAAGGAAGGCAGCUAUGUGGGGAUUAGCACAGGAGAGUACAUAAUGUGUAAAUAGAUGCAUGCAUGCACAUCAAUGAGCAGCUUGUGUUGCCUUCAUCCAGACCCCUGGGAUCCUGGACCUGUUUGGAAGGGUAGGUGAAGGUAAUGAUGGGAACUGUGGUAGAUGGCAGUCACAGUGCCAGUGGUGCCAACUGAAGUAAUGUCCAACAUAAGUGACACAUUAACAUAUUCCUUGAUUAUCAGUCUUGAAGAACCUUAGGGCCUUGAGGAGAGCAAUGUAUAUUAGGAUAGGAAAAUAUUAAUCUCAGCACAGUGGAUACCGUAAGUAAUUUAAAUGUUCAAUAUUUUCUGUUAUAGCAUGGCAUGUGUUUGGUAAGGCUUCACUAAGUGUAUGUACAAUUGCUUAAAAAUUAAUGAUGCAAGGGUUUAGAAUUUUAUGGCUAUUGAGAAUUCCCAGAUAGCUGGAAUUAUUAAUGUUUCGAUGAAACUAUGAGGAGAUGGUUGUUGCUUCAUUCUUCUAUCAGUCCAUAAAGCAGUCCAUCAAGGCUUUUUAUUGCAUCAUCUUAAAAAUCAUUUCAAGUGCAUUUUUGUUCCCUUUAGUUCAGUGUGAAUGAAAUACUAAAGCGUCACUAGGAAGUCACUGGGAGGUUAAGGAUUUGAUAUCAUUUAGUAUUAUACAAAAAUAAUUAAAGUAUUGUAAUGUAUUUUAUAUAUUAUGCAUGAAUCUUCAGGUCUACAUAAUGAAUUUAAUUUAAAUAAGAAGAGGCCACUUAAGUACUACAACUCUACCAUGCUUUGUGUUGUGAAUGAGAAGGAAAUGCACCACCUCUCACCUGCCUCCGCACAUCCCUUCCUCUGAGUUACCGGAGCUGCGUCUUGCCUCAGCACUUCCACUGUGUUGAGGUGGCAGCUGUGAUAUUGGGCACCACAGGAUGGAGCCCUUCACACAGCUUGCAUCAUUGGUGUUUGCUCUUGAUGAUAUUUCAAGUUACAAUUCUUAUUCUUUACAUAAAGUUUUCACAAAGUUGGUUCCUGACUUUGCCUUAAAAGGUUAAUGGAUUGCAUGAAUAAUAUUGGAUGAAGUGUUGUAAGCAAGACUGAAGACUGCCCAGUGUUCAAGCUCUUGGAUUUGACCGCACAAACCCUCUUUAGAUUUGUUUUCAUCGUUAUCAUAAGAGAGCAGAUUGAAAGGCACUAAACAAUCCAUGGAAUUGUAAUGUGAUGGAGGACAUUGAUGAGGACAUGUUUGAUGGAGAUAAGAAAUAUAAAAUACAUCCAUGUGUGUGUUGGGAUCAAGGCAGUUUUCCAGUCUAAAAUUCAACCAAACUUUCCCUACCAGGUAUCUACAUAGUAUCCCCUAGAUUGGAAUGUGAUCUGUCUGGGGGGGUGGCUCAGUCCUGUGUCGCUGUGCCACACAGUUAUGGUACAAUCACAUGAUCAUUCCUCUGCUCAGUGGUUAUGUUUUUUUAUGUUUCAAUUGCUGUAAAGUGUUUGUGUUCAAUCUGUAGCUAGUUGUUUUGUUACAGUAACAGUGGCAUUGAGCCAUGGUGAAAGUCAGUCUGCCAGUGCCGGGGAAAAGACAAAAGAAUGCCUUAUGUUGGAAAUGAAGCUGGACAAGGAGUGAACAACAUGGCAUGCUAAUUUUGUUAUAUUUUCUUUAAAUGAUUAUUGUGAAAAGAUGCUCAAAUUUGUUGAGGACUUACAAUUAAUUAAUUAUUUUGAGUGGCUAGGAGUGCACUCUAAAGCAAUUUUUGAGGACCACAACUCAAUUGUAUUGCAAGGAAUGCCUUUUAUUCCUUGUGCAGAGUAAAUGAUGCUCUUAGUGUGGAAGUAUUUUUCUUAAUUGUUUUCAGUGUAUUAAGUAUGAAGAGCAGUCCUACUGUAAACACUUGUGGUGUGGCAAUACCAGAAAAGAUGCAUUACUAAAUCCACGUCCUCAUGUUGUGUAAUGUGACGGGUACUAGACUUGCCCAAAGUUAAAAUUGUUCCCAGUAAGGAAGGAUGGAGCUUCAAGAGUUCUUUAGGAAUCAAACUGCAAUGUGUGUUUUCACAAGUGUACGAAAACUUCUUUGUGCCUUUAUUUUAAACAUGGUUGUUAGUAUGCUGAAUGAACACUCCCAAAAGGGCUUCCUGUGUACAGACCCCCAAACAAAGCCAUUUUUAUGAAGUACAUAUUAGUUGAGUACUAGUUUUGUACUGGAAACCGGUAGUGUCAAUGUGUCCUGUGUGUGUAUGAUUGUUUGGUAUUUGAUUAUUAUCUUAGGCUUUUUAUACCAGUACUUAUAUUUUAAACUGCUCUACUCUAGUCACAAGUGAACAGUUUUAAAAGUAACUUAGUUUCCAGUAUUUCUUCCUAGGUCACACUUGUCUUCCUUUAUAAUUUUAAGGAAACCAUUGGAUUAGUGUUUUUAGCUGAUUUAUAAGUUGGCAGAUGAUGCAUGGUACUGUGUUCCAUUUCAAGCUUACCUUUUGAAGGGAAAUAGAAAGUAUUGAAAUAUAAUGGAGAUUAACUGUAAUGUUUAGUUACUUAAAACACAGUACAUAUUCCAGGUUGUGUUAUGUUUUAGAUGUUGCUUUUCUACUGCAAAUUUAUGUUAUGGAAUCUCAUAGCUGUACACUAGACCUAUCAAGUCUCCUGGCUCUACACCUGUAUUGGUCACCCCGUGGCUCAGUAUAGCAUUAUUGUUCAAUUUAGGGGUCUUGAGGCCUGGUAUUUGAUAUUACUCAAGCAAAUUUUUCUUUCCGAGGUUGUCAGUACAGCCAGUUUAGAAUCUCACGUUUGUUCUUUACUGAACAUUGCUAAGUUUACAAAACGAUACCAAAAUAUUUAUCUUUCUGUUAAUGCAUCACAGCUAUGUCUUGUGGUCAAUAGCUAACUACCCUUAGGUGGUGGAACUGCAAGGAAGAUUAAUGUAGAUGUACUAAUGAAGAGUUUUUGGGUAAUUUAUUAAUCCUGUAGGGAAACAAAUAUAUAUUUAGGAUAAAAAAUAUUUGGUGUUAGAGCAAAGGCAGUAAAUAUGUCAUUUAGGAAUCCCUUUUUCUCACUAAUCAUAGAACUCAAAGACCUGAAAGCCUCCUCAAUCAAAUGUUGGUUUUGAACAUUUGUCCGAGGGGGUUGUUACGUCCUGAAGCAGUGCAGCACAACUACUUUUCAUCACUCAGGCAAUUCAGGGACCUCCACACAGACCUCAGUUCUGUGACUAAUGAGUAAAGAGGAUCAACCAAAGCAUGUCCACUAUCACAAUGAUCAACCAAACUUGGAGGAUGCAUGACUGAAUCAAUUCCCAAUAGCACCACAGAGGUGUAUGUAUUCUGAAUAUUGGAGGAUAAUGCAUUUCAAUGUUGCUUAGCAUUCCAUAUAAGUACAACAUUUUGCUGUAAUGCUGCUCCUAGCCUUGUACAAUUUCAAAUCUCACUGGAUGGCGGUAAAGAGCCUACAUCUGUCCCCCGGUAUUUGUGGGUUCACUGUUCGUGGAUUCACACAUUUGUGGAUUUCCCAAAAAUGCACAAAAGUGGCCUACAAGGAAUUUUCUCCGUGCCACUCCAAACCCUUGCGGUCCGCCUGUGGACAGUGUGGCUGUUCCUAAGGAAAGGGUGAUGUAUACAUGCAGAGCGCAGCAUAAAUUAUUAAAAGCAGCAUUAUUCAUCAGCUAUACCUAUUGUAAUUUACAUACACUUACGAAUAUGUAAUCAUCACUACCACUGACAAGCUUUUUUGAUGUUCAGCAGCUGAACUUGUAGUUAUGAUCCAAUUUUUAUUACCCAAUUUUUUUGUAGAAAAUCAUUCGCUAGUGAAUCAUUUGCAUGAUGAGCAUAUACGGUAAGUGCCUAAAGUUGAAAAAGAAAAUGGCAGGGACUCUGUGGUGAGUGGACAACAGUUAAGCGAGAUAUUAAUGACCCCGUAUUUUUUUUUAUUUUUUAUUUUUUUUAUUUUUUUUUUUAAUUUUUUUUUACAACAAAGGAGGCAGCUCAAGGGCACAAGGAUUACAUCAAUUACACAACAGUUUAUAGUAUGUAUUGCUGAUGAAUGAUGCUGUUUAUGAUAUUUAUGCUGCUUUCAGGUAAUGGAAGUGUUGUAGUAGGUGCAUUUUAAAUGAUUAAUUGCUCGGUGGUCUUUUGUGGACCCAGAUGCUUUUAAGAGGGGAAGCGCCAAACAUUUGCAGAAAUUCUUUAUCUGGGGGGCGGCUGUGUCCCCUUACCCUCACAAAUAAGGGGGGACAGAUGUAUAUAUAUAUUCAAGAGCUAUUUAAUAUAACAUAACUUAUUAAUUGGAGUUGGUAAAUAUUCUAUGAUUGGAUUCACUUUCUUAAUCAUUCCAGUUUUUAUAUUAUACAUGAUUAAACAUGUCCAAAUAUUUUGAGGUCUUAAGAGUAAAUAAUUCCUCCCAAGGUAAUGUUAAGGCUAUUAAUAAGAAGGUAAUCAAUAGUGUAUAACUAAAGAAGUGACAAUAUGCAUGUUAUUGUAAAUUAAAUGUGGCCACACUGGUAA